This is a messenger RNA of Otolemur garnettii (small-eared galago), 1900 nucleotides long. It is a transcript of the gene ECM1, whose product is annotated as extracellular matrix protein 1. Lineage: Eukaryota; Metazoa; Chordata; Mammalia; Primates; Galagidae. The transcript has 11 exons. Gene Ontology annotation, biological process: regulation of bone mineralization; signal transduction. The record is from RefSeq and is a predicted model, not a curated record. The coding region runs from base 123 to 1814 and encodes 563 amino acids. Gene Ontology annotation, cellular component: extracellular region.
GAGGUUCACAGCAGCAGUAACAACAACCAGAGAAGCAGAUUCCCAGCAGCUCGGCCCUUCCAGUCCAGAUCUGCCAAGAGAACCCACCUGUGAGGUGGCCAGUGACCAGACUUUACCCCAGGAUGGGGACUAUGUCCAGAGCAGCCUGGGUCUUGGCCUAUUUGGCUGUGGCUUCUGUCGCCUCCGAGGGUGACCUCAAGGCUCCAGGACAGAGGGAGCUGAGGCCAGAGCACUUUAUGCAGCACUUUCACGAAGUUGGCUAUGCAGCACCCCCCUCUCCACCCCUAAGCCAAAGCCUCCCCAUGGAUCACCCUGAUGCCUCUCAGCAUGGCCCUCUCUUGGAGGGACAGAGUGAAGUGCAGCCCCUUCCCCCUCAGGAAGCCAUCCCUGUCCAAGAGGAAGAGAUGCCCCCUCCCCAAGUCCCUUUAGAAAAGACAGCAGACCUCCCUCACCCUCAGGAAGCCAUCCCUGCCCAAGAAGAAAACCUGCCCCCUCCUCAACUCUCUAUUGAACAGAAAGAAGUAGAGCCAGCUCUUUCACAGGCGGAAAUGAUCUUCCAACCAAAGCAGAGAGAGGGCAAGCCAGCUGCACUUGUGAGCCAAUCCCACCCAGAACCUGAGACCUGGAAUCCAGCCCAGCACUGCCAACGAGGCCGAUCCAGAGGGGGCUGGAGCCACCGGCUGGAUGGCUUCCCCCCUGGGCAGCCUUCCUCAGAUAACCUGAACCAGAUCUGCCUUCCUGACCGCCAGCAUGUGCUCUAUGGCCCCUGGAACCUACCACAGUCUGGCUACUCCCACCUUACUCGCCAGGGUGAGACCCUCAAUUUCCUGGAGACUGGAUACUCCCGCUGCUGCCGCUGCCGCAGCCAUACACAGCGCCUGGACUGUGCAAAGCUUGUGUGGGAGGAUGCAAUGACCCGGUUCUGUGAGGCCGAGUUCUCGGUCAAGACUCGAGCCCACUGGUGCUGCAAACAGCAGGGGGAGGCUCGAUUCUCCUGCUUCCAGAAGGAAGCUCCCCAGCCACAUUAUCGGCUCCGGGCCUGCCCCAACCACCAGUCUGGUAUUUCCUCGGGCCUCGAGCUGCCUUUCCCCCCUGGGGUGCCCACAUUGGACAAUGUCAAGAACAUCUGCCACCUGAGACGCUUCCGCUCUGUGCCACGAAACCUCCCUGCUACUGACCCCAUUCAAAGGCAGCUGCAGGUUCUGACCUGGCUGGAGGGGGAGUUUCAGCGCUGCUGCCGCCAGGGGGACAACCACACCUGUACAUGGAAGGCCUGGGAGGAUAGCCUCGAUCGAUACUGUGACCAAGAGCAUGCUGUAAAGACCCACCCCUACUCGUGUUGCCACUACCCUCCUAGCCCUGCUCGAGAUGAGUGCUUUGCCCGUCGGGCUCCAUAUCCCAACUAUGACCGGGACAUCCUGACCGUUGACAUCAGCCGAGUCACCCCCAAUCUCAUGGGCUACCUCUGUGGGAAACAAAGAGUUCUCACCAAGCAUAAACAGAUUCCUGGUCUGAUCCAGAACAUGACAGCCAGCUGCUGUGAACUGCCAUUUCCAGAGCAAGCCUGCUGUGCCGAAGAGGAGAAAUUAGCCUUCAUCAGUGAUCUCUGUGGUCCCCGACGUAACUUCUGGCGAGAUCCUGCCUUCUGCUGCGACCUGAAUCCUGGGGAUGAGCAGGUCAACUGCUUCAACACCAAUUAUCUGAGGAAUGUGGCUCUUGUGGCUGGAGACACUGAGAAUGCCAAGGGCCAGGGGGAGCAGGGCCCAACUGGGGGAACAAAAAUCGGCUCCACCCUUGAGCCCAAAGCAGAAUGAGUCACCCCAGAGCCUUGGAUGAGGGGAACUCCGCCCUGCCCCACCCUUCUCAGCACUCAUUAUAGUAAACACCUCUUGGAUUUGGA